Molecule: messenger RNA, 1178 nt
Organism: Paramecium primaurelia
Lineage: Eukaryota; Ciliophora; Oligohymenophorea; Peniculida; Parameciidae
Source: the annotation of a GenBank genome assembly
AUGCACNAAGGGGCAAGCUCAAGGAAAUUCUUUCCUGGAGAUAAAUACUUUGAAGCUGGAGAAUAUGAUCAUGUAUUUGAUGUUGAAGAUGAUCAUGGAAUUACAAAACUCUUACCAUAUAAUGAAGGGGAAAGUUUCUAUGAUUCUGCAGAGAAGUUUUGUUUAAGAGAAGGUUAUUCUAAACAUUACCUUUAAUAAAUAGUCAAUUUCUUAAAAAAGAAUACAUCUUUUGGGUAAUCUUAAAGAUAAAAGAAAUCAGAAUUAGAAACUAUGAAAGAAUAAUAUGCUUAAUAAUAAAUAAUACAAUAAUAAUAGGCUAAAAAAUAGAUUGACUUUUAAUAUAUUCCUUAUACAUAAUGCACAUAUUAUGAAAAUAUGAAUUUAUAAGGUUUAAGUAAAAAACUAUUUGAAUUCAAUGCUCAAGUAUCUGAAGAACUUAAAUUAACAGAAAAGGAAACUCUAUUUUUUAAUAAAGGCAUUGAAAGUUUAGGAUAAUAAUCAGUUUAAAAAACUGUCAAUAUUGAGAAUUCAGUUUGCAUUAUUUUCGUCUAGAAACUAAUAAAAUGGGAUCCUCAAUAUUUAUUACCAGUUUAUGAUUUCUUUAGAUUAUUUUGUCUUCAUCAUAGUAGUGAAUAAAUAUUUGCUGGUUUAGAAAAGGGUAUGAAUUUAUUUUUAAAUAUUUUCACCAUUGUAAAUUUAUAACCUGUUAAUACUGUUCUUGUAAGAUUGGCCUUAUAAACAUUAUGUAAUUGUUUAAAACAUAAUACUAACUCUUGUGCUAUCUUAUACCAUUUAAGAAUAGUUAAAGACAUUAUUUUGAGUCUUUUAGAUACUGAUGAAAAAGUAUAAUAUUUUAUAUCAUCUAGAAUGUACAAGUACUUAGUAAUCUCAUUCUGAAUUUAUCUAUUGGAAUAUAUUAGAGGAAUGGAUUAAAUGAUUAAGCUAGUGAAAUGUUAUCUGAAACUAUUGUUACUUUUCUAUAAUAUACACAAAGAGAUCCAGAAACAAUUGCUAAAUUAGUAACUGCCCUUGGUAAUUUAAUGAGAUCUCCUGCUUAACAAAUUAGAGAAUAAUGUAAGAAAAUAAGUUAUGGUUUUAUUUAAUCAUUGGUUAUAGAUACAAAUAAUGAAGACACACUUAAAUGUUUGGAAGAAGUUAAAUUGAGUAUGUAAAUUUGA